AUGUCCACUAAGUAUUCUGGGAACAACCUGCCACCUCUUAAAACCGCGGAAAAGAUGUUCGCUCGCAAGAAAAGUGUGUAUGCAAACCAUUCGAGCACUGUGGCCUUUCCACAACUUGGGGGUGGUGUUGGGGUAGGCGCUGGUUUCAAUGCUGGUGCAGGACUUGGUCAAGGCGUUGGUCUAGGUGGAUUCCCUGGUGCAGGUCUCAACGCUGGUGCUGGUGUUGGAGCAGGCGUUGGCUUCGGAACAGGUGCUGGUCUCAGAGCAGGUGCUGGCCUAGGAGCUGGUGCUGAGUUUGGAGCUGAUGCAGGCUUAGGAGCCGGUGCAGGUAGACACCUAAACAAAUUACCCGUCAAUAUCAAGGCAAUUGGCUAG
This is a messenger RNA of Melampsora larici-populina 98AG31, 375 nucleotides long. RefSeq lists its product as uncharacterized. The record is from RefSeq and is a predicted model, not a curated record. Lineage: Eukaryota; Fungi; Basidiomycota; Pucciniomycetes; Pucciniales; Melampsoraceae. The coding region runs from base 1 to 375 and encodes 124 amino acids. The transcript has a single exon.